Molecule: messenger RNA, 2465 nt
Organism: Pundamilia nyererei
Lineage: Eukaryota; Metazoa; Chordata; Actinopteri; Cichliformes; Cichlidae
Product: calcium-binding mitochondrial carrier protein Aralar1
Exons: 18
Coding region: 172-2214 (680 amino acids)
Biological process (GO): malate-aspartate shuttle; L-glutamate transmembrane transport; aspartate transmembrane transport
Molecular function (GO): calcium ion binding; L-glutamate transmembrane transporter activity; L-aspartate transmembrane transporter activity
Source: RefSeq, a predicted model, not a curated record
UGUAACACAUCUGCUGACCAAGUGUCUCUGUCCGGAGCGUCCAUCUCAGCUGCGCCUUGUUCACAGCAAGGACAACAAUCUGGCUAAAAAUAGUGCCCUGUCUCGGACCUCCGCUGUCAUCCCGAUGCCCAGCGCCUGCGCUAGUCCACUGCGGCUGACGUCACAUCCAGCAUGGCGGUCAAGGUGCAAGCAACCAAAAGGGCAGACCCCCAAGACUUGAAGACUGUUUUUCUGAAGUAUGCCAACGUGGUGCAGGAUGGAGAGCAUUACAUGACCCCCAAGGACUUUGUGCAGCAUUACCUGGGUCUGCAUACACAGCCUCAACACAAUCCCAAAACUGUGGAGCUGAUAGCCGGAGUGGCUGACACCACCAAGGAUGGACUGAUCUCUUUCCAGGAGUUUCUGGCCUUUGAGGCAGUUCUAUGUGCCCCCGAUGCCCUGUUCAUAGUUGCCUUUCAGCUGUUUGACAAGACUGGUACAGGGAACAUCUCAUUUGAGAAUGUACGUGACAUCUUCAGCCAGACUACAGUCCAUCACCACAUUCCCUUUAACUGGGACUGUGAGUUCAUCAGGCUACACUUUGGCCAUGAAAGGAACAAGAACCUCAGCUACACAGAGUUCACCCAAUUUUUGCAGGAGCUGCAGCUUGAGCACGCCCGCCAGGCAUUUGCACAAAAAGACAAGAGCAAAAGCGGCACCAUCACUGCCUUGGACUUCAGUGACAUCAUGGCCACCAUCAGGCACCACAUGCUGACUCCGUUUGUCGAGGAGAAUCUGGUUUCAGCUGCGGGAGGGAGCACCUCCCACAUGGUGAGCUUCUCCUACUUCAAUGCCUUCAAUGCUCUCCUCAACAACAUGGAGCUGAUCCGCAAGAUUUACAGCACGGUGGCGGGCACGCACAAAGACACUCUCGUCACCAAAGAGGAGUUUGUUCAUGCUGCAAAUAAGUUUGGUCAAAUCACUCCGAUGGAAAUUGACAUCCUGUAUCAGCUCGUUGGUCUCCACUCUCACUCUGGGCGGCUGAACCACGCAGAUAUCGAGAGAGUUGCCCCGCUGGAGGAAGGAGACAUGCCAUACCACCUAGCAGAGAGCCACAGACAGCACGCUCACGAAACGUCUCGGCCCAUCUGGCUCCAGGCUGCGGAGUCUGCCUACAGGUUUUCUCUGGGCUCAAUCGCUGGAGCUGCCGGCGCUACGGCUGUGUACCCUAUUGACCUGGUGAAGACGCGCAUGCAGAACCAGCGCUCCACCGGCUCCUUUGUAGGAGAGCUGAUGUACAAGAACAGCUUCGACUGCGCAAAGAAAGUGCUCCGUUACGAGGGCUUCUUCGGCUUUUACAGAGGUCUCCUCCCGCAGCUCAUUGGCGUUGCCCCGGAGAAAGCUAUCAAACUCACGGUGAACGAUUUUGUCAGAGACAAGUUCACCAACCAGGAUGAUACCAUCCCUCUUCCUGCAGAGAUUCUGGCUGGUGGAUGUGCUGGAGGCUCCCAGGUGAUUUUCACCAAUCCUCUGGAGAUUGUUAAGAUCCGUCUGCAGGUGGCUGGAGAGAUCACUACUGGCCCAAGGGUCAGUGCCCUGACUGUUGUGAGGGACCUGGGCUUCUUUGGCCUCUACAAGGGAGCCAAAGCUUGCUUCCUGCGUGACAUUCCCUUCUCCGCCAUCUACUUCCCCGUUUAUGCCCACACCAAGGGGAAGCUGGCAGAUGACGAUGGAAGGCUGGGGGCUCUGCAGCUGCUCACUGCUGGAGCUAUCGCAGGUGUACCAGCAGCUUCUUUGGUGACCCCUGCUGAUGUCAUCAAGACCAGGCUCCAGGUGGCAGCCCGAGCAGGCCAAACGACGUAUAACGGAGUCAUCGACUGCUUUAGGAAGAUCCUCAAGGAGGAAGGUUUUAGAGCGUUUUGGAAGGGCGCAGGAGCUCGCGUCUUUAGAUCGUCACCGCAGUUUGGCGUAACACUGGUGACCUAUGAACUGUUACAGAGAUGGUUGUAUGUUGACUUCGGAGGACAUCGUCCUGCUGGAUCUGAGCCCACUCACAAACCUACAAUCAAGGACCUUCCCUCUGUGACUCCAGACCACCUGGGUGGUUACCGUCUGGCUGCCUCAACAUUUGCUGGCGUGGAGAGAAAAUUUGGCCUGCACCUGCCCAAGUUUAAGCCUUCCGGAGAGGUGACAAUCACAUCAGCGACGUCCAAAGCGGAGCCUCAAGCCUCAUAAACAGUCACUUCUCGUGAGGGCUGCAUGCACUUUCAGCCCUCAUUUCCUCCUUUACUUAACCACAUUUCGAUUCAAUGCAUAGAAGUGGUUGUCUUACUAUAAAUGCUGCAUGGGUAUGGCUUUAAUUGCAUUUUCUUUGCAUAGCUUGCACAAUUUUUUUGUACAUCUUGUACUUCUCCACAGAAGGACAUUAUGGCAUUACAAAGGAUUGUCACUGCGCUUUUCUGGUGUGCAUGUUUGACUUACAUUUA